GUUAACAAUAUUUUCACAUCAAGUCCACUCAAUUUCUCUUUUUAGUCAAAAACCUCGCCGGCGAUUUCUCUCAGCUCUACGCCGGUGAAAUCGCCGCCAUGAAUCUCCGUAUCGUCGACAAAGAGGAGCAAGACAAUCGGUAUGACCUCUUCGACGUUCACUUCCACAGCGAUGUAAUCAAAACAACGGUAACUCCCGAUCCCGAUAUCAUCACCCAGUGGAUCUCCGAAACUGUAUCUUCUCACUCCGGCAAUCGCCGUCUCAUCGCCGGACUUGACGUUGAAUGGCGUCCUAACUUCAACCGUAACCAGCAAAACCCGGCCGCCGUUCUCCAGAUCUGCGUCGAUCGUCGUUGCCUCAUUAUCCAACUCCUCUACUGUCGAUCAAUCCCGGAGUCUCUGUUCAAUUUUCUCGGGAAUCGUGAGUAUGAUUUCGUCGGAAUUGGAAUUGAAAGCGAUGUGGAGAAAUUGUUGGAGGAUUAUGAGCUGAAUGUUAAGAAUAUGGUGGAUUUGAGAGGAAUUGCUGCUGAUGUAUAUGGUAUGAAGAAUUUGAAGAAUGCUGGGUUGAAGGAACUAUGCAAUGUCGUUCUGGAAAAGGAGAUUGUUAAGCCAAAAUCUGUUACUAUGGGUAGAUGGGAUAGUGAAUGGUUGAGUUUGAAUCAAAUCCAAUAUGCUUGUCUUGAUGUGUUUCUUCUGAAAUUGCUAAGCACUUGAAUGUAGGUGCUGCUUCUACUCGAAGAUAUUAGAAUCCGACUAUUUCAAAUUUACGUAGAAACAGUAUAGAUAUAGAAUUUGAUGGAUGAAGUUUUAUUUGAGAAUUUGUUGCGUA
This is a messenger RNA of Solanum lycopersicum (tomato), 828 nucleotides long. RefSeq names its product 3'-5' exonuclease. Gene Ontology annotation, molecular function: nucleic acid binding; 3'-5' exonuclease activity. Gene Ontology annotation, cellular component: cytoplasm; nucleus. Gene Ontology annotation, biological process: nucleobase-containing compound metabolic process. Lineage: Eukaryota; Viridiplantae; Streptophyta; Magnoliopsida; Solanales; Solanaceae. The record is from RefSeq and is a predicted model, not a curated record.